Molecule: messenger RNA, 6313 nt
Organism: Neopsephotus bourkii (Bourke's parrot)
Lineage: Eukaryota; Metazoa; Chordata; Aves; Psittaciformes; Psittacidae
Gene: ATRN
Product: attractin
Exons: 29
Coding region: 33-4232 (1399 amino acids)
Cellular component (GO): Golgi apparatus
Molecular function (GO): protein binding
Source: RefSeq, a predicted model, not a curated record
GCCGGCCACCGUCCCGGGAGGCUCCGCGGCGGAUGCUCCGCGUUGUCCCGCCGCCCCCCGCCCGCCCCUUCCCGAGCCGGCGGCGGGGGCAGCAGAUGGCGCGGCGGGGCCCGGGCUGGCGGCGCGGGAGGCGGCCGCCGCCGCGGCUGCUGGCGCUGCUGCUGUUGGUGGUGAUGCCGGCGCUGCCGGGCUUGGGGCCCGCUGCUGCCGCCGCCGCUGCCGUCGCUGAGGAGGUGGCGGCGGCGGCGAAGGAAUGCGACAAGCCGUGCGCCAACGGCGGGCGGUGCCAGCCGGCCAGCGGGCAGUGCGAGUGCCAGCCCGGCUGGGUGGGCGACCAGUGCCAGCACUGCGGGGGACGCUUCAGACUCACUGGACCUUCAGGGUAUGUCACGGAUGGGCCUGGGAAUUACAAAUACAAAACAAAAUGCACGUGGCUCAUUGAAGGAAGGCCAAACACAAUCCUCAGGCUUCGAUUCAAUCACUUUGCCACAGAGUGCAGUUGGGACCACUUGUAUGUGUAUGAUGGAGAUUCAAUCUAUGCUCCCUUACUGGCAGCUUUUAGUGGUCUUAUUGUUCCUGAGAAAGAGAGCAAUGAAACGGUACCAGAAGUUGUAGCUACUUCUGGAUAUGCUCUUCUGCACUUCUUCAGUGAUGCUGCUUAUAAUUUAACAGGGUUUAACAUCACAUAUAAUUUCAAUAUGUGUCCCAAUAAUUGCUCGGGCCGAGGGGAGUGCAAGCUCAAUACCAGCAGCAAUGCUCUGGAAUGUGAAUGUGCCAAAUACUGGAAGGGAGAAGCCUGUGAUAUUCCCUACUGCACAGAUGACUGUGGGGCACCCGAGAGAGGACACUGCAACUUCAAUGAUACCAAGGCAUGUCUGUGCUCUGCAGGCUGGCAAGGUCCUGGCUGUUCAGUCCCUGUUCCUGCAAACCAGUCCUUUUGGACCCGGGAGGAAUAUUCUCUUCCCAAACUUCCUAGAGCAUCCCACAAAACAGUCAUCCACGACAAUAAAAUGUGGAUUGUUGGAGGCUAUGUCUUCAAUCAUUCUGACUCUCAGAAGGUUUUAGCGUAUGAUCUGAUUUCUGAAGAGUGGCUCCCACUGGCCAACACUGUGAACUCAGUAGAGAUGAGAUACGGUCAUUCCCUGGCAUUACAUGAGGAUGAUAUCUACAUGUAUGGUGGAAAAAUAGAUGCGACGGGGAACGUGACCAGCCAGCUGUGGGUGUUCCACAUUCCCACCCAGACCUGGGCUCAAGUGACACCGCAAGCCAAGGAGCAGUACGCGGUGGUUGGCCACUCAGCUCACAUCAUCACUGGGCCAGGCGACAGCGCGGUCAUGCUCGUCAUCUUUGGGCACUGCCCUCUUUAUGGGUAUAUCAGCAACGUCCAGGAGUACAACCUGACCACAAAUACAUGGAGCAUUUUACAGACGAGUGGAGCUUUGGUGCAAGGAGGGUAUGGUCACAGUAGUGUUUAUGACACACAUACGAGAUCCAUUUAUAUCCAUGGAGGUUACAAAGCAUUCAGUGCCAACAAAUACAGGCUAGCAGAUGACUUGUACAAAUAUGAAGUUGAUACCCGUAUGUGGACUAUUCUUAAGGACAGCAGAUUUUUCCGCUACUUGCACACGGCUGUGAUAGUGAGUGGAACCAUGCUGGUGUUUGGAGGAAACACGCACAACGACACCUCCAUGAGCCACGGUGCAAAGUGCUUCUCUUCAGAUUUUAUGGCGUAUGAUAUUGCAUGUGACCGGUGGCAUGUCCUUCCUCGCCCAGGUCUCCAUCACGACGUGAACAGGUUUGGACACUCUGCUGUGCUGUACAACAGCACCAUGUAUGUGUUUGGAGGCUUCAACAGCCUCCUCCUGAGUGACAUCCUGAAGUACACACCUGAGAAAUGUGAAGCUUUUGACAACGAAACAGCCUGUGUGAGAACAGGCCGUGGUGUCAGAUGUGUGUGGGUCAGAGUCCCCCCUCACUGCAUCCCCUGGGAAAUGGCAUCCAUAAAGCAGCAGCAAAAAGUCUUUGAAGACUGUCCUCCCAAGCCAGCUGUAGACAGUGAAAAAUGUGAUCAGAUUACAGACUGCUAUAGCUGUACAGCCAAUACAAACAACUGCCAAUGGUGCACUGACCAGUGCGUCUCAAUACAGAACAACUGCACAGAGGAACAGGUUCCUAUUACUGUCUAUGACAGUUGUCCAAAGGAUAACCCUGCCUAUUACUGUAACAAAAAGACAAGUUGCAAAAGCUGUGCCAUGGAUCAAAACUGCCAGUGGGAACCUAGGAAUCAGGAGUGCAUCGCUUUACCAGAAAACAUCUGUGGAACAAACUGGCAUUUGGUUGGCAACUCCUGCUUGAAAAUCACAAACGCAAAGGAGACCUAUGAUCACGCCAAACUGUCCUGCAGAUCCAACGGUGCUUUGCUGGCUUCACUCACGACGCAGAAAAAGGUGGAGUUUGUUCUCAAGGAGCUGCAGAAGAUGCAGUCUUCGCCCAAAACUUUGACUCCAUGGGUUGGCCUGAGGAAGAUCAACGUGUCUUAUUGGUGCUGGGAAGACAUGUCCCCCUUCACCAACAGCCUCCUCAAGUGGCUCCCCAGUGAACCAAGCGAUGCUGGAUUUUGUGGUUAUUUAGCUGAGCUUUCCAAUGAGGGCCUGAAGGCUGCAACGUGCAUCAAUGAGGUCAACGGCAGUGUCUGUGAGAGGCCAGCUAACCACAGCGCCAAGCAGUGCCGCACGCCCUGCGCCCUGCGGACCAUGUGCGGGGAGUGCACGAGCGGCAGCUCCGAAUGCAUGUGGUGCAGCAACAUGAAACAGUGCGUGGACUCCAACGCUUACGUGGCCUCCUUCCCCUACGGGCAGUGCAUGGAGUGGUACACCAUGAGCAGUUGUCCACCUGAAAACUGUUCCGGUUACUGCACGUGUGCUCACUGUCUGGAGCAGCCUGGCUGCGGUUGGUGCACGGAUCCAAGCAACACAGGCAAAGGGAAGUGCAUCGAAGGCUCCUAUAGAGGUCCGGUGAAGAUGCCAACCCCAUCCUCAACAGGGAAACAUAGUUUGGAGCCCGUCCUCAAUGUCAGCAUGUGUCCUGUGGAGAACAGCUAUAAUUGGUCUUUUAUUCAGUGUCCAGCCUGCCAGUGUAACGGGCACAGUAAGUGUGUCAAUGAAAGCAUCUGUGAGAAGUGUGAAAAUCUGACGACUGGCAAACACUGUGAAACUUGUAUCUCAGGCUACUAUGGUGAUCCUACUAAUGGAGGAACAUGUCAGCCUUGCAAGUGCAAUGGCCACGCGUCCGUCUGCAACACAAAUACAGGGAAAUGUUUCUGCACCACAAAGGGAAUAAAAGGAGAUGAGUGUCAACUGUGUGAAGUUGAAAACAGAUAUCAGGGAAAUCCACUUAAAGGAACGUGUUACUAUACUCUCCUCAUUGACUAUCAGUUCACCUUCAGCCUUUCUCAAGAGGACGAUCGCUAUUACACAGCAAUCAACUUUGUAGCAACACCUGAAGAGCAAAACAGAGACCUAGACAUGUUUAUCAAUGCAUCGAAAAACUUCAACCUCAACAUCACUUGGUCCACGAGUUUUGCAGCUGGCACGCAGGCUGGGGAGGAGAUGCCAGUUGUGUCAAGAACCAAUAUAAAGGAAUACAAGGACAGCUUCUCCAAUGAGAAGUUUGAUUUCCGCAACAAUCCGAACAUCACUUUCUUCGUCUACGUCAGCAAUUUCACCUGGCCAAUAAAAAUCCAGAUUGCAUUCUCGCAGCACAGCAACUUUAUGGACCUGGUACAGUUCUUUGUGACAUUCUUCAGUUGUUUCCUGUCUUUGCUCCUGGUGGCAGCUGUGGUUUGGAAGAUCAAGCAGAGUUGCUGGGCGUCGCGGCGAAGAGAGCAACUACUCCGGGAGAUGCAACAGAUGGCAAGUCGCCCCUUCGCCUCCAUCAACGUUGCCUUAGAAACAGAUGAAGAGCCGCCAGAUCUCAUUGGGGGAAGCAUAAAGACUGUACCAAAGCCAAUCGCGCUGGAGCCCUGCUUCGGGAACAAAGCAGCCGUGCUCUCUGUGUUCGUGAGGUUGCCUCGAGGACUUGGGGGUAUCCCACCACCAGGACAGUCAGGUCUUGCAGUGGCCAGUGCACUGGUGGACAUUUCACAACAGAUGCCAAUUGCCUACAAAGAGAAAUCGGGUGCAAUACGAAAUCGGAAACAGCAGCCCCCUGCACAGCCAGGAACCUGUAUUUGAUGCAUGGACAUCAGAAACUGCAUAGGGUUUUAAACAAAACGGAGAAGUAAUACCUAGGAGGAGGAAGAUUUCCAAGUUGUGUCCCAAGAGACUAGAAGACGAAACACAACUUCCUUGAACCCAACUUUUUCUCUCAUCUACGUGAUAGUUGGCUUUAUUUGACAACUGCUCCACUUAAGUUUUACUGACACGUGGCUUCAGAUUGCUCCUUUGUUUUCUUCCAGUUUAAAGUAAAAUGAUUUUAUUGCAGGUCCAGUAACAUCCAGUCGCCACCAUUCAUGGUCAGUGUAAAUAGAACAGUAGUCCAAUCUGAAUGACACUCAGGUUUAUACAUGGAAAGUGCUUUGUAGUUCCUGUAUUUAUCAAACUGUACAACAAGAAAAAGAUGCAGUGUUUACAGGUGUCAGCUCUCAACACAUAAACACUACUAUUAAUCUUCAAAGCAUCUUCAUCCUUUGUUUUCAUUUCCUAUUACAUGUCUGUUCCCUCAUUAUUUAAGUGGAACUCUCUUCCAGAUGCAGCGGUUUUGUAGUCAUCAUGGUCCAGAACAUGAGGAAUGCAGAAGCUGGGAUGGUUUAAAGGUUGAUGUCACGUGUUGCUCAGACCACGUGCAAUACCUGGAGAAGCUGAAUGUCACUUUGGAAGGACUCAGUGUUUACAUAGUCUUAACCUGCUUGGAGUACACCACACACAAGUGCCUAGACUUGAACAGAUCUAGGGAGUGAGGAGACUGCUACACAACUUUCUUUUUGCCAUCAUUAUAUUCCUUUUAAAUGUAUGUGUACACACAUAGAUACAGUCACCCAAGGCAAUCUGUAUUCUCUGUAAUACAUCACGUGCAGUCAGGGGAAAAUGGCAUUUUCCUGACCAACAAACUAGUCAACCAGAUGGAAAUAUCUGGAGGGAAAGGAGAGUUUCUGUAUCUCAUAAGAAAACUGGUUUCAUCAGUGCUUUUAAUAGAAGCAGUUUGUGUUCCAGGCCAGAUACAUUAUAGUUCCUCUCAUUUUCUCUGCCCAUUUCCUUUCUUUCCCUCCCUCUGCCCUCCUGCCAUUCUUCUGAAUGAGAGCUGAGCUGUGCCAGGGCUCAGGCAUCGCUCCUCAACAGUAAGAUUUGCUCUGUCUCCUUAUAGGGUGUAAAAAGCAAGUCUCUGGGUGCCAGAUCAUUUGAGGAUGAAGUUCAAAAGCACUUUAAGUAUAAAGUAAGCAGAGCAGCUUCGUUUGGCCACGGGUGUGAGUUCUACAAGGUCAGUUGCUGAUAUGGGCAGUUACUGAUACUCCCCAUCGGGGUUGAGCGCUAGGAUGCUGAAGGAGGCGGCUUGUUGGUGAAAGGAAGGCACUUACAAACAGCAAAGAGAAGGCUUAGCUUUGAGGGGAUGUAUCAAACCAUCUGAAGUAGUCUGAUGGGUUGGGUUUCGUGUUUUGAGGCUCAGGGUUGGACUUAACACCUCAGUCUGUGCCUGCUGCUGUCCGACGUCUCCCUUGACUCGGGAAUGUAGCGCAGUGCUGGAGCCAGCUUACACAAGGUUGUGAUGCUGAAGCCGGUAGGAAGAUGUUAAGCGAAGAUGCCAAAUGAGGGGUUGUAAUUAUUGCUUACUCGCAGUAAAUGUGGUUUCAUUCAGGUCAUGGUAUCCAAUGAGGUAUUUAUGAAAUGAAGAGAGAACACAUGGAGAGGAGCGAAGGAAAGUGCUCUCGAAUCUGGCCAGGUAGCAUCCUUUCCCAAAAUGAAACCCAAGGAACUGCAUCUUUUUUUGUGUGCAUGUUUUGGUGAUCAAUCACAUAUCAGCCACUCAUUUUUGCUUUGUUUGGGGGUUAUUUAACCAUGUAUUUUGAAGAAGCUCUUUGGAGCGCGGCGGCAUCGCAAUAAAGAUGUGAAUGGUUGUGCGUGUCCAGGCGGCAGUGAUGGGGGUCAAAGGCUGCUGGUUUAAAGACUGUGGUGGGUUAUAAUUCUGAUUUAAUGUGUCAUUUAACAAAUACAAGAGGACUGCAGAAAAACAAGAUAUUGUGGAAAAAAUGCAUUUUUAUAUAUAUAUAUGUGUGUGUGUAUAGAUAUAUAUAUAUAAAUAAAAUGCAUCCUUUUCUAAA